This is a messenger RNA of Argentina anserina (silverweed cinquefoil), 1798 nucleotides long. Its product is annotated as F-box protein At5g07610-like. The record is from RefSeq and is a predicted model, not a curated record. Gene Ontology annotation, molecular function: protein binding. The transcript has 3 exons. The coding region runs from base 120 to 1484 and encodes 454 amino acids. NCBI's taxonomy places the organism in Eukaryota, Viridiplantae, Streptophyta, Magnoliopsida, Rosales, Rosaceae.
UUCACUCUAAAACUGCUCCUUCUUCACUUCCGGUUCCCUCUUCCGAUUUUCUCGCCCUUCAAUAUCCGGCCGCCGCUCUCCGAUAUCGAGAAUUGUGGAGGUUUCUGAGGAGUUUAAUCAUGGCUGAUGGGGAUUCGGAUUCGGACAGUAGCUUUGUCCUUGUGAGUGAGGGCACUUCUGUGGGUAGUGAUUCUGAGAGUUUUGUCAUUGUGAGUGGAGACAACUGUGUGAGUUCUGAUUCGGAUGAAGAUCUGUGUGGUGGAAGAAGACACCAGUUGAAGAAGCUGGUGGAUUAUUCUAGUUCGGAUUCUGAUGAAGUUCUGUUGGAUUGUGGUGGAUCACUGGGGAAGGGAAAAUAUGUGGGCACUAAUGAGUUUCACAUAUAUCCAUGUAAAAGAAUUGGUCAUUUUUGUGGAGAUGAUUGCGAUGAAUUUGGAGUGAAAAAGGCCGAAGAGAAUGCUGACAUCAAUAAUGUCACAAUGGAGUAUGUUCUUCCAUUCCUCCCUGCUAAAACAAUUUGCAGGUUCAGAAGCGUUAGCAAACAUUGGGAUAAGUGGAUUACCAAUCCUUUUUUCGCUCACAAGCAGGCUUACACCUUCCGCAACAUUUCUGGGUUUUUCUGCCAACUGCCUGGGGAAAAGCCUUCUUUUGUCUCACUCGACGGAGAUGCAUAUGGCAUUCCCAAUCCAUCUCUUGAUUUCUUGCCUCAGUCAGUUACUGUUAGGACUGCUUGUAAUGGCCUGCUCUGCUGCGCAAGUUGUGACGGAGAAAAUACUUACUAUAUCUGCAAUCCUGUGAACAAGGAAUGGACAGUGCUUCCCAAGUCAGAAUCUUAUCAUGGAUCUGAAUCAGUCCUAGCACUAGCUUUUGAGCCUUCUGUGCUUGGCUUUGAGGAACAUUUUCAACUUGUGUGUGCCUUCUCUUUACCUGAUCUGCCGGUAAUCUUUUUUGAUGUAUACUCUUCAAGGUCGAGUUCUUGGCAUUGCAGUACGACAGUAUGCUGUGAGAUUGAUGCUCUGCACUUGACUGGCCAUGGGCUCUUUCUGAAGGGAAUGGUCCUCUGGGAAACUCUUACUGGUGCGAUAUUGGCUUUCAAUCUGAAGGGGGAGCAAUAUGGUAUAUUGCCUCUCCCUCCGUGCAGUGGACCACACGGUGUUAUGGCAGAGAUGUACGGCGAGCUGUGUUAUAUUCUGCCUGUUCUGGAAGACUCUGUGUACACCUUGGAGAUCUAUGGUGAUAUGGACAUGAAGCUGAAGCGCAUAAUUCCUCUUGCUGAUGGUAUUUUCACAGAUGGUUAUGAAGAGUUGAGGGCUUUGGCUUGUGUGAAUGAUGAUGUGGUGAUCAUGCUUCUUGGAAAGAAACUGAUUGCUUAUCAUGUGAAAGCAGAGAAGGCAGAUAUCAUACAUCGCGACAUUGGGACUAGUGCUGGAUAUGCAGGUUAUCUUCCAUAUGUGAACAGUCUGGUGCACAUAAAUCAUCCAUGAGCGGCAUUGGAUCCUGCAACGAAAAUAGCUUAGAGUCUGUCUCCCGCCCUGUCUAUCAAUCUUGACUGUCUGUUGAUUUUAGGAUUCUAUUGGUCUGCAAGUUCAUAUUUGAUCUUCUUUGCAUGUUUGUGAAGGAGGUCGCAUUUUGGAACUUGUUCAAGGUCAUAAAUUUUCUUUCUGGGUAUUGAUGUCUAUAUGUUCAGAUCAUGAAACCAUAACUGGGUUUAUGAAUAACUACCUAGUCAUUUUCCCUUAUCAGAUGAUGAUGAACAUUUAUUGCUGUAUGUAUAAAGUACACUGCAUUUUUUUUGGUA